This is a messenger RNA of Aureobasidium musti, 1190 nucleotides long. Lineage: Eukaryota; Fungi; Ascomycota; Dothideomycetes; Dothideales; Saccotheciaceae. The record is from the annotation of a GenBank genome assembly.
CUUGGAUAUGCACAAUGAGGGGCGGACCUAUAGGACCGCGACAAAGGAAAAAUCACAAAAAAUCGCGGAAUGGGUGCGAGAAUUGCAAGAAGCGCCACUAUAAGUGUGACGAAGGGAAGCCCUCAUGCGGUGGAUGUACCAAGAGAAAACUUGAAUGCAGCUUCACUACAUCCCAGAGUCCUGCUUCGGACGUGUCUGUCAAUACCAAGGUCUUCAACGCCAUCUCACACAACAUCAUCAACCACAAUGGUGACGCGGUGUCACCCUUACCUAUGGCAGAUCUUGAACUACUCCAACAGUCCAUAACACGCACUCGAUACUCUAUCACACCGGACUCAAAACCCGAUGAGGAAGAAAGCGGACUGCCUCUCCGGUUUCCUUACUUGAUGCAUUCAAACUUAGCUUUGGCAGCGCUGCACCUCUACUCCGAACAGCCUCAUCGAUCAGAACUACUGUCUAGGGCGGCUGCUCAUCAACACGCAGCGCUGUCUCAGGUGCGACCUCACAUCGUAGAAGCAACGGCUGAACACAGUCAAGCAAUACUCGGUUUUGCUGCCGUCACUUCUAUCUUUGCGCUGGCCGAGCCUGCGUAUGACCCUCGAGGUCUUGGUCUGGCCCGAGAUCCGGUUGAUGAACUGCUUAACUCUUUUCACCUUGGUAGGGGCAUUAAAACCAUUCUUAUGCAAAAGUGGGAUGUGCUUCAACACAAGGAACCUAUCAAGAGGGUCACUGCGCUCCCGGACUACACUGCACUCAAAGCCACGCUAGACGAUACUUAUCCUAUGUAUCGAAUCCUCCGGAACUUCGUCAUGCAAAAUUGUCGAGACGACGAAGCAGUCUCUUGCCUGGACGCUAUUGAGAAACUGUUCUACUACAUGGCCAUUAUGGAGACACAUCACCGGGAUGUUCCAGGCGCUAUGUAUGUCCAGAUGUGGCCUAUCGACGUUAGUGCGCACUUUCUUGACAUGCUUGCAGACCGAUCUUCUGUAGCUCUUGUUGUGUUGGCAUACUAUGCCGCACUCAUGAGGCUGAGAUCAAACACUUGGUGGCUGGAACGAUGGCCCUCAGCUAUCCUCCAACACGUCGCUUCCAUCUUGAGCCCAGAAGUAGCUGUCCACCUUGACUGGCCCAGGCANAAGAUCCUUCAGCUCGACCAAGCAUUCCCAUCUCCCGUGGAAUUGCAAAUCACC